Heterostelium album PN500 is the source of this 594-nucleotide messenger RNA. RefSeq names its product glutathione S-transferase. Gene Ontology annotation, biological process: glutathione metabolic process. Bases 1 to 594 code for a protein of 197 amino acids. The record is from RefSeq and is a predicted model, not a curated record. The transcript has 2 exons. NCBI's taxonomy places the organism in Eukaryota, Evosea, Eumycetozoa, Acytosteliales, Acytosteliaceae. Gene Ontology annotation, molecular function: glutathione transferase activity.
AUGUCUCAACCUAUUUUCCAUUAUUUUGAUGCCAGAGGUCGUGGUGAAGAAAUUAGAAUCUUAUUAAAUUAUGCAGGUGUAAAAUACACUGAAGACAGAAUUGGACCAUUAACCGAUGAAAUUCGUUCGAAAUUAACCUUUGGACAACUUCCAUGGUACCAAGAUGGAUCUCUCAGUAUUACUCAAUCGAUGGCGAUCGAGAGUUAUAUUGCAAGAAAGUACUCAUUACUCGGUGCCAACGAAGAGGAGAAUGCAGAGAUUUUCAGUUAUGUAUUGUCGGUUGCCGACAUGUUAGAUUCAUUCAUCAAAGCAUUUAUGGGUGGUCCCGAGCAAAAAAAGAACUUUGACGAUGUUGUUGCACCAAGACUCAUCAAAGCAUGGGAAUCAAAGAUCAACUCCAACGGUCAUCUCUUUGGAAACAAGAUAUCAUGGGCUGAUUUGGCUGUUUUCAAUAGUGUCGAUUAUUUACUAUGGGCCAAGAAUGAUAAACUCUUCACACAAUCACCAAAGUGUCUUGCACUUCACAAGAAGUUGGCUGAAUCUCCACAAUUGAAACCAUACUUGGAAUCAAGACCAAAAGAUAUUAAAUUUUAA